Molecule: messenger RNA, 2745 nt
Organism: Plasmodium gaboni
Lineage: Eukaryota; Apicomplexa; Aconoidasida; Haemosporida; Plasmodiidae
Product: putative protein phosphatase PP2A regulatory subunit A
Exons: 1
Coding region: 1-2745 (914 amino acids)
Biological process (GO): protein dephosphorylation
Cellular component (GO): protein phosphatase type 2A complex; cytoplasm
Molecular function (GO): protein phosphatase regulator activity
Source: RefSeq, a predicted model, not a curated record
AUGUCUUAUGUAAAUGCUCAAGAAAUUAUUGAUGGAAUCCAAUCACCUGAUUGUAAGAUACGCCUAAGAUAUAUAAAGGAGUUAAGAGUAUUAUGUGAAAUAAUAGGAAAUGAAAGAACAAAGGAUGAAUUGAUUGAAUUUUUAUAUAAUCUUAUAGAAGAUGAUUCAGAAGUAUUAAUUGAGAUAUCAAAAAAUUUAAUAUUUUUGAUAAAGUUUAUUGAUAAUGUAAAUGGGUGUAAUUAUUUAUGUUAUUUGAUAUUAAAUUUUUUAAUAGCUUAUGAAAGAGAUAUACAUGUUAAUGCAUACGAAGCUUUCAAGAUAUAUAUAAAUAAAUGUGAUACGUUAACAUUAACUCGUGUGAUUUAUCCCAAAAUAUUGGAACUAGCUAAAAAUGAUGGAGAUAAUUAUCGUAUUGGAAUAUGUAAAAUAAUUCCAAUGAUUAUUGAAAAAAGUAUAAAGGAAGGUCAAUCCAAAUUUGUGAAGACGUUUAUAUAUUUGUUUUUAGAAGCUUGUCAAGAUGAAAGUAUAUUGGUAAAAAAAUCUUCUUGUGAUAAAUUUGGAGAGUUUAUAUUCAUACUGAAACAAUAUAAGGCAAGGAUUGAUGAUCUUAUUAAGGUUUUAAAAAUGACGGAGGGGGAAAUGGACUCAAAUUUGUUUAUAGGCCAAAAGGGUAAUAAAGAUAUGGAUAGUGAUAUAUAUAAAAAGGUGGAUAUACAAGAUGAGGAACAAAAAAGGGAAGAUGAUAAAAAUUGUGGUAGACCAACAGAUACAGUAGAUGAUAAAAGAAAUGACAAAGAACAAAAUAAAGUGGAGAAAGAAACAAAUAUAGUGGAUAAUGAAACAAAAAAAGUGGAACACGAAACAAAUAUAGUGGAGAACGAAACAAAUAAAUUGGAUUAUGAAACAAAUAAAGUGGAGAACGAAACAGAUAAAUUGACGAAUGAAACAAAUAAUAUUAUUCCCCUUAUACAUAAUAAUAAUUAUGAUUACCUAUAUAAUCUUUCAAAGGAUGAAAAAUAUACUUUACUAAAAGAAAAAGAAUUUAUCAAUAAAAUUUGGGAGAAAUCACAAGAAAUAUAUUCGCAAUUUUUCUUUUCAUUAAAUGGUUUGGAUGAAGUACAAAUUAGUGCUGUUAGUAUAUUACAUGAAAUAUUAAAUAAUGAUAUAAAUUUUGUAAAAAAUAUUAAAGAGUUAUUAACAAAUAUAUGUAAUGAUGAUAGUUGGCGUGUAAGAGCGGAGCUAGCUAAAAAUAUAUAUAAUAUAUGGAAAAUAAUAAAAAAUGAAGAUUUUUCAUUGAUAAUAUUAUUAUUACUUAAAGAUUUAGAUAAUCAUGUACGUAGUAUAAUAUUGAAUAAUUUACAUAAGAUAUUAUUAUUAUGUUCAAAAAUGAAAAUGAAUAUUAUGGAAGAAAUAUUUGAUGAUUUAAAAAGAGAUAUAGAUAAUAAUAAUAAUAAUAAUAACAACAAUAACAACAAUAACAAUAACAACAAUAACAAUAACAACAAUAACAAUAACAAUAAUAAUAAUAAUGUACAUUUGAGAAUAUCAUUAUGUGAAUUAUUAUGUUCAUUACCAGAUAUUUUAGAUAAAAAUCUUUUUAUUGAAUAUAUAUUACCUUUAUUUCUACUUUUUAUAAGAAUAGAAGAAACAAAUUUAAAAUCGGACUUAUUUAUAUGCUUACAUAAAAUAUCCAGACUUAUAUCAUUUUUUGAUAUGAAACAAAUUAUUAUACCAUUAUGUAAUGAAAUUAUUAAAAAUAAAAAUUGGCGUUUAAGAUAUUCAAUGUAUUAUUGUUUGAAAUUUUUCGAUCAUUAUUUUUUUUUCCAAAAUAAAGAAAAUAUUGAAUCAAAUUUUUUUGAUUUUUGGAAUUAUAUAUAUAUAGGUUCUAAAGAUUUAGUAUAUUCCAUACGAAUGCAAGUAGUAGAAACAUUAGAAUUUUUAUUAAGAAAUAAAAACUUCUCUUUUUUUAAAAGUGGUAUUACAUAUUUAUUCAACAAUUUAAAACAAUCAAAGAAUUAUAUUUUUAGAAUUACGUGUUUACAAUAUAUAUCCAAAUUAAUAAUAUAUUUUCCAUUAGAAUAUAUACAAAAUAAUAUUUUAUAUAUAUUAGAUGAUUUAUGUAAAGACAAAAUUAGUAAUAUAAGAUUUAAUAUUAUUAAAACAAUAUAUUAUAUACGCAUUUAUGUUCAACAUGUUCUAUUUGUUAUUAAUAAUAAUAGUUAUGAUGAAAUAAUAAAGAAAAUUACUAAUAUGAUCCAUGAAAAAAAUCAAGAAAACAAAGAUAACAAAGACAAUAAAGACAAUAAAAACAAUAAAGACAAUAUAGUAAAUAAAGAGAAUAAGGACAAUGACACAUAUAAAUAUGUGUCUAAUGAUAAUAAUAUAAAUACUUUUUAUAAGGAUAAUUACAAUAAUGAUAAUACACAAAAUAAUUAUGUUCCAUAUUUUCAUUCUUUAGAAAAUAAAUACAAUUUAAUCAAUAAACAAAAUCAUGAUAACAAUCAAUUUAUAAUUAACUCAUGUGCUACUUCAUCUUUGUCUUUUUAUGAUAACAUGAAAAACACAGAUACAAAUAAAAAAAGUUGUGAAAUUAUACUUUAUUUUUUAACAGAUAAAUUAAAUUAUUUAUCACAAGAUACAGACCAGGACGUGUUGUUGGCAUCUACAUCAUUGAAAAACGAUGAUUUCUCUCUUUGUGUAAAUGUUUUAAACAUUUUCAACACGUUAUGUAAGCCAAUAAAAUAA